This is a messenger RNA of Agelaius phoeniceus (red-winged blackbird), 2827 nucleotides long. RefSeq names its product TTK protein kinase (gene TTK). The record is from RefSeq and is a predicted model, not a curated record. Gene Ontology annotation, molecular function: protein serine/threonine kinase activity; protein serine/threonine/tyrosine kinase activity; ATP binding. Lineage: Eukaryota; Metazoa; Chordata; Aves; Passeriformes; Icteridae. Gene Ontology annotation, cellular component: kinetochore; nucleus. Gene Ontology annotation, biological process: chromosome segregation; protein localization to kinetochore; mitotic spindle assembly checkpoint signaling.
UCUGAGGUAGUCUGGCCCUCAUCCAUCUUACCUUUUUGACAAGGCACAUCCAUUCUUCAGGAGAGUUUUUCUCUGUAGCACAUUGAACCUAGAGCAGUUAAACAGCGCACCAGAAAUAUGGAGGAGGCAGACCUAAGUGAAAGAGGAUUGCCGCAGAUUACAUCAAUCAUGAAUAGAGUUAGAAACUUGAAAAACAAAUACAGAAAUGAAGAAAAUAUCACAGAUGAAUUUAACUAUACUAAAAUCUCAGCUGAUACAACAGAUAAUUCUGGAACUGUCAAUCAAAUAAUGAUGACAACAAACAAUCCAGAAGAUUGGCUAUGUUUUUUACUUAAGCUAGAGAAAAAGGGUGUUCCUCAGAUGGAUGUUAGCCUACUCAAUAGACUCAUUGGCCGUUACAGUCAAGCAGUGACUGCAUUACCUGCAGAAAAGUACAGUCAAGAUGAGAGCUAUGCUCGCAUCCUUGUGAGAUUUGCUGAGUUGAAAGCGCUUCAAGAUCCAGAGGAGGCACGGGACCAAUUUCAUCUGGCCAGACUGAACUGCAAGAAAUUUGCUUUUGUGCAUGUGGCUUUUGCACAGUUUGAGCUAUCACAAGAAAAUGAGAAGAAGUGUAAGCAGAUCCUUCAGAAAGCUGUGGAGUGCUCUGCUGUUCCUCUGGAAUUGUUGGAAACUGCUCUACAAAACUUACAUUUGAAAAAAAAGCAGUUACUCUCAGAUGAGGAGAAGGAGAACUUUGCAGUAUCAAGUACACAGGAGUCUGGACUUCAGAAUAUAGGUGGAAAUCACAGAAGCUUAAAAAAGAAUGAUUCUAAUGAAAAUUCUUCUACUAUUAACAGAUCUUUAUUUAGGGAAGAGAAGUCACAGGAGCUGGGUGCUCUAGUUAAUUACCACAAUCCAUUGAGACCACUAAACAAAUCUAACCAGAUUUGCCCAUUUGGGAGGAUUCCUGUUACCCUAGUAUCUGAUGAUGGUGAUGACAUGGAGGAUUCAGAUGUCCCACUCACAGCUAGUAUUACAAAGAGGCAAAUGUCCCACUCCAAACAAACAGCCUUUGUUGCACCUUUUCCACCAUCAGAACCAAAACCUUGUGGGCGUGAUUCGUGCAACCCGGGAGAUUUGCAGUCCUUACAAGAAAAAACAGCUUUACAGAUGUUGGAUGAGGGCAGCUCAGAAACAGCUACCAGUUCAACUGUAACUCUCAAAACCAAAGUGGAUGCAAGUCUUGUGACAAAAAGAGCAGAAAAUAAAGUUCAGCAUCUGGAGCUGAAGACACCAGAGCCCAGGAAUCUGGAAAAUCAACAGCAACAAUCUAGUUUUGGUGAAAGCUAUAGAAAGCAGUUGGAGCAGAUUAAACUAAACUGUGUUAAUGCCAGAAAAAAAAUGCCAGCUCAAGAAGUGUCACAGAGAAGCUGCUAUGGAGAGGGAAAACAAAUGAACAUUGAACAGUCUGGUCAUCCUGUUUCAAGACGAUCAUCACCAUCAGAUGCUGUUUCUAAGAAAAGUGACCCAUCACACAUUUAUGGAACACCAAGCACCACAUCUAAUGAUUAUAUGGCCUGUUUCAGUACACCAGUUGUAAAGGACAAGUUUCUGCCAGGGUGUCAAAUUUCUACUCCAUACAGCCAGUUCCCAUAUUAUUUACCACAUACUCCAGCAACUCCAUUUCAAAAUCAAGUUGGCUUGCAGGUUCCAGCUUCUGUACCUUCGCAUGAAUGCCUUGUUAUCAAUGGAAGAGUUUAUACAGUGUUAAAGCAAAUAGGUAGUGGAGGCUCAAGUAAGGUGUUUCAAGUACUGAAUGACAAGAAGCAGCUGUAUGCUGUCAAAUAUGUGAACCUAGAGGAAGCUGAUCAACAGACUGUUGAGAGCUAUAAGAAUGAAAUUGCUCAUUUGAGUAAACUGCAGCAACAUAGUGAUAAGAUCAUCCGCCUUUAUGGCUAUGAAAUUACUGAUCAACAUAUCUACAUGGUAAUGGAGUGUGGAAAUAUUGAUCUCAAUAGCUGGCUUAAAAAGAAAAAAAAGAUGGAUCCACUGGAACGAAAGAGCUAUUGGAAAAAUAUGCUGGAAGCUGUUCACACAAUCCAUGAAUAUGGCAUUAUUCACAGUGAUCUGAAACCAGCAAACUUUCUGAUAGUUGAUGGAAUGUUAAAACUAAUUGACUUUGGCAUUGCAAACCAAAUGCAGCCAGAUGUGACAAGUAUCAUUAAAGAUUCUCAGGCUGGCACAAUGAAUUAUAUGCCACCUGAAGCAAUAGAAGAUAAGUCUUCCUAUGGAGAAAAUGGCAAGCCUCGUUCUAAGAUAAGUCCCAAAAGUGAUGUGUGGUCACUGGGCUGCAUUUUGUACUGUAUGACAUAUGGAAGGACUCCGUUUCAGCAUAUAACAAGUCACAUCAAUAAAAUGCAUGCUAUUGUUGAUCCAAGCUAUGAAAUAGGGUUCCCAGAUAUUGCUGAGAAGGAUCUUCAAGAUGUGCUGAAGCGCUGUUUAAUAAGAAAUCCUAAAGAGAGAAUUUCUGUUUCGGAGUUGCUGGUACAUCCCUAUGUUCAAAUUCAAAGUCAUUGUCCAACAGAUGUUCCAAAUGCAAAAGGAACAACAGAGGAAAUGAAACGUAUCCUUGGCCAGCUUGUUGGCUUGAAUUCUCCCAAUUCUAUUUCUAGAGCUGCGAGGACUUUAUAUGAACAGUGCAACAGUGGUAAAACUCUUGAUGUAUCAGCAUUUGCAAAACCUGGGAGUCAAAAAACAUGGACAACAAAAUGAUGUACUACUGUUCAGGAUGCAACAGAUGUCUGGUCUGUUCAAAAAGUAUUUUGUGCUGCUAGCUUUUAAAAGGACA